AUGGCAGGGGCCGAAGCCGCUGCGGAGGCUGCCUCUGGUUCCCCCCCUUCGCCGGCUCCUCCUGUCCGCCAGGAACUUUUUCCAGCGGCCGGCGGCGGUGCCUCCCCCCGGUGGUCGUGGUGGCAGCGGCGGCGGCAGCAGCGGCGGCGGCUCCGCUCGGCGGUGCCUCCCGGGCCGGGGCUGGGGCUGCUGGGGCUGGUUUUUUCUCGCUUCUGCUGCAGUGCCUUAGCUGGACCUAUUGUUGAUCCACAUGUGACAGCAGUUUGGGGGAAGAAGGUUGCACUGAAAUGCAUAAUUGAUGUAAAUGAAACAAUAACGCAAGUUUCUUGGGAGAAGAUACAUGGUAAAAGUUCACAGACUAUUGCUGUUCAUCAUCCUGAAUAUGGAAUAUCUGUUCAAGGAGAAUACCAAGGAAGAGUGUCAUUUAAAAACUACUCGCUUACUGAUGCAACAAUCAUCUUAAAAAAUGUUAGCUUUUCUGAUGCAGGAGAAUAUGUUUGCAAGGCAGUUACAUUCCCACUUGGAAAUACACAGUCAUCAACAACUGUAACCGUACUAGUUGAACCUGUUGUGAGCUUAACAAAAGGACCAAACCCUCUAAUAGAUGGUGCAAAUCGGACAAUAGCAGCCACUUGUACAGCAGCCACUGGAAAACCUGCUGCAGAGAUUGACUGGGAAGGAGGUCUUGGUGAAAUGGAAUCCAGCUCUACUUUGUUUCCAAAUGAAACGGUGACAGUUGUAAGUCAGUAUAUGAUUGUCCCUACACGAUUUGCAAGAGGAAGACAUAUAACUUGUAUUGUGAGGCACCCUGCUUUGGAAAAGGAGAUUAGAUACCCUCACGUGUUGGACAUACAGUAUGCCCCAGAAGUUUCAGUAACUGGCUAUGAUGGAAACUGGUUCAUUGGAAGAGAGAACGUUCAGCUCAGAUGUAAUGCUGAUGCAAAUCCAUUACCUAUGGAAUUUAUGUGGACCAGGCUGGAUGGACAAUGGCCUGAAGGAUUGCUAUCUGUCAACAAUACUCUGCAGUUCAGCAGCCCGUUGACUUACAACUACACUGGGACUUAUAUCUGUAAGGUGACUAAUUCCCUUGGUCAGAGAAGUGAUCAGAAGACUAUCUACAUAUUAGAUCCUCCUACUACUACCACUCGACUGCCCACGGUUCCCUGGCAUCCUUCGACUGAUGGCAUCACAGGUUUAGCAACAGAACCUAGAAUAAUAGAUUUCCCAACAUCAACCUUGCCAGCAAUGCAGGAAGACACUUGGGGUACCGUCAUCGGUAGUGCGGUGGGUGGGGCUCUCUUCUUCAUACUGGUCAGUGUUCUGGUUGGAAUUAUCUGCUAUAGGAGAAGACGGACGUUUCGUGGUGACUACUUUGCUAAGAACUACAUUCCACCGUCAGAUAUGCAAAAAGAGUCUCAAAUAGAUGUUCUUCAGUCAGAUGAUGUGGAUUCUUACCCUGACAGUAUAAAAAAAGAAAUAAAGCAUCCAAUGAACAGCUUAAUAUCUAAAGAUUAUUUAGAAGAUCCUGAAAAACCAGAGUGGAACAAUAUAGACAAUAUUAACAGGUACCAGGAACGUUACGAAAGACCAAUGGAUUACUAUGAAGGUGGAACUUUGGGAAUGAAGUAUAUGGGUGGUGAAUGCUAUGAUGACAAUGAAGAAGACUUUGUUUCUCACAUAGAUGGCUCGGUAAUAUCUCGGAGGGAGUGGUAUGUUUAGUAACCACUGAAAAGGAAAUAUGUACCUACAGUUCAUUUCAUUGGCUGAUCACUUUCAGAUUGUUUAUACUUACACAAGAGGAGGAAUAAACUUUUUGAAACUGAUUUUUUUUUUGAAGGUUUUUAUAUUGUGACUUGACACAUGGAAAUAUUGAAUCUGGGGAAAAUGUAUUUGAGCUG
Molecule: messenger RNA, 1898 nt
Organism: Gavia stellata (red-throated loon)
Lineage: Eukaryota; Metazoa; Chordata; Aves; Gaviiformes; Gaviidae
Gene: NECTIN3
Product: nectin cell adhesion molecule 3
Exons: 6
Coding region: 1-1719 (572 amino acids)
Biological process (GO): heterophilic cell-cell adhesion; homophilic cell-cell adhesion; symbiont entry into host cell
Cellular component (GO): adherens junction; apical junction complex
Source: RefSeq, a predicted model, not a curated record